AUGUCAGAUGGACUUCCGUGGCCCUCAUCGACGGUGAGUGCUCUCCAAAGAAUCCCUUUUCGGGAGCGCCUGAAGAACUUUUACUUCUUGAUUUUUAGCGCUAAAACGAACCGAUGUAUCCUUGCCACAUCUAUUGUGCUGUUGCUAAUCAGCGUGGUGAGGAGUAGCUGCGUAACGACCCUUUGGUACCAUACAGCUGAAGCAAUCGUAACGUUGCUUUUCGUCUGCGAAGUCACUAUUCGUCUCAUGGUGAUGCGAGGUAACUUUUGGGAUUCUUCGUACAAUGUAGCGGAGGCGCUGUCUUGUGUGGUUUGUAUUACUAUUUUUUUCGUUCUCCACUACACACGUCAGAUGAGCUCUUCAGUGGAACAUCAGUUUCUUAUCGCACUGCGCUAUUUGGGCCAGGUGCUGCGAUUGGCGGGGUUAGUUGCGGUGGACACUGUACUCUUGGGAAGUGGUGAGGCUACCCUUCAUCUUUCUUUUGUCGGCACCCGGCCAUGUGUGGUCAGUGGGAGAGAAAACCUGUGUGAUGUACUGUGA
This is a messenger RNA of Trypanosoma brucei brucei TREU927, 540 nucleotides long. RefSeq lists its product as hypothetical. NCBI's taxonomy places the organism in Eukaryota, Euglenozoa, Kinetoplastea, Trypanosomatida, Trypanosomatidae. Bases 1 to 540 code for a protein of 179 amino acids. The record is from RefSeq and is a predicted model, not a curated record. The transcript has a single exon.